Messenger RNA from Dromaius novaehollandiae (emu), 7959 nucleotides. RefSeq names its product protein tyrosine phosphatase receptor type U (gene PTPRU). The record is from RefSeq and is a predicted model, not a curated record. NCBI's taxonomy places the organism in Eukaryota, Metazoa, Chordata, Aves, Casuariiformes, Dromaiidae. The transcript is spliced from 30 exons. Gene Ontology annotation, molecular function: protein binding; protein tyrosine phosphatase activity. Gene Ontology annotation, biological process: protein dephosphorylation. Gene Ontology annotation, cellular component: membrane. The coding region runs from base 121 to 4425 and encodes 1434 amino acids.
CGCCGCUAUUUGAGGCGCGGGGCGGGCGCGCGUGCCCCGCUGCGCCGCCGCGCCGGAUCCGCGGGCCCGCAGGCGGCGGCGGCGGCCCCGCGCCCCCCGCGCGCCCCCGCGGGCUGCACCAUGCGAAGCGCCCGGGCGCUGCUGCUCGCCCUCGCCCUGCGGGUCUGCGCGCUGGACACCGAGACGCCCGCCGCGGGCUGCACCUUUGAGGAGGACGGCGACUUGGCCCAGUGCGAGUACAGCCAGGGCGAGGACGAUGACUUCGGCUGGGAGCUCAUCCGGAGCUACGUGAUGCCCCACCUCACCGCGGACCUUCCUCACGGGUCCUACCUGAUGGUCAACGCCUCGCAGCACGCCGCGGGCCAGCGGGCUCACCUGCUCUUCCAGACGCUGAGCGAGAAUGACACCCACUGCCUGCAGUUCAGCUACUUCUUGUACAGCCGCGACGGCCACAGCCCCGGCGCCCUGCGCGCCUACGUCAAGGGGAACGGGGGCCCGCUGGGCCGCGCCGUCUGGAACGCCUCCGGCUCCCACGGCCGCCAGUGGCACCAGGCCGAGCUGGCCGUCAGCAUGUUCUGGCCCAACGAGUACCAGGUGCUGUUCGAGGCGGUGGUCUCCAGCGAGCGCAGGGGCUACCUCGGCUUGGACGACAUCUUGCUCCUGAAUUAUCCCUGCUCAAAAGCUCCUCACUUCUCCCGCCUGGGCGACGUGGAGGUGAAUGCGGGGCAGAAUGCCACCUUCCAGUGCGUGGCUGCUGGGAAGGCCUCCGAGGCGGAGCGGUUCCUCAUGCAGCGGCAGAACGGAGAGGUGGUGCCGGCCGCAUCGGUGAAGCACAUCAGCCACCGGCGCUUCCUGGCCACGUUCCAGCUGGACGAGGUGUCCAAGAAGGAGCAGGACAUGUACCGCUGCGUUACCCAGUCCGUCCGGGGCUCGGGUGUCUCGAACUUCGCCGAGCUCAUCGUGAAAGAGCCCCCAACACCCAUCGCUCCCCCACAGCUGCUCCGUGCGGGCUCCACCUACCUGAUCAUCCAGCUCAACACCAACUCCAUCAUUGGUGAUGGCCCCAUUGUGCGCAAGGAGAUCGAGUACCGCAUGACCUCGGGGCCCUGGUCAGAGGUGCACGCGGUCAACAUGCAGACCUACAAGCUCUGGCACCUCGAUCCUGACACAGAGUACGAGAUCAGCGUGUUGCUCACUCGCCCUGGGGAAGGAGGCACGGGCAAGCCGGGGCCACCUCUCAUCAGCAGGACCAAGUGUGCAGAGCCCAUGAGGGCCCCUAAAGGCCUGGCUUUCUCCGAGAUCCAGUCCAGGCAGCUGACGCUGCAGUGGGAACCACUGGGCUACAACCUGACCCGGUGUCACACCUACACGGUCUCGCUGUGCUACCGCUACUUCGUGGGCACCAGCCACAACCAGACCUUCCGGGAGUGCACGAAGAUGGAGCGCAACGUGAACCGCUACACCAUCAAAAACCUGCUGCCCUACAAAAACAUCCACGUCAAGCUCAUCCUCUCCAACCCCGAGGGCCGCAAGGAGGGCAAAGAGAUGGUUUUCCAGACAGACGAGGAUGUCCCCGGAGGCAUCGCUUCGGAGUCUCUCACGUUCACCCCCCUGGAGGACAUGAUAUUCCUGAAAUGGGAGGAACCGGUGGAGCCCAACGGCCUCAUCACGCAGUACGAGAUUAGCUACCAGAGCAUCGAGUCCUCCGACCCGGCCGUCAACGUGCCUGGCCCGCGGCGCACCGUCUCCAAGCUGCGCAACGAGACCUACCACGUCUUCUCCAACCUGCACCCCGGCACCACCUACCUCUUCUCGGUGCGGGCCCGCACGGGCAAGGGCUUCGGCCAGACGGCGCUCACCGAGAUCACCACCAACAUAUCCGCUCCCACCUUCGACUACGGGGACAUGCCGUCGCCGCUGGGCGAGUCGGAGAGCACCAUCACGGUGCUGCUGAGGCCGGCGCAGGGCCGGGGGGCUCCCAUCAGCACCUACCAGGUCAUCGUGGAAGAAGAGAGGCCCAAGAAGAUCAAGCGGGAGCUGGGCGGCCAGGAGUGCUUCCCGGUGCCGCUGACGUUCGAUGACGCCGUGUCCCGGGGCUCCGUGCACUACUUCGGGGCCGAGCUGCCUGCCAGCAGCCUCACCGAGGCCAAACCCUUCACCGUGGGGGACAACCAGACCUACAGCGGCUACUGGAACCCGCCGCUGGAGCCCAAGAAGGCGUAUCUCAUCUACUUCCAGGCCAUGAGCAACCUGAAAGGGGAAACCCGCCUGAACUGCAUCCGGAUCGCCCGCAAAGCCGCCUGCAAAGAGAGCAAGCGUCCGCUGGAGGUGUCGCAGCACUCGGAGGAGAUGGGACUGAUCCUGGGCAUCUGCGCCGGAGGCCUCGUCGUCUUAAUUAUCCUCCUGGGAGCCAUCAUCGUCGUCAUUCGGAAAGGAAAACCCGUCAACAUGACCAAGGCGACGAUUAACUACCGCCACGAGAAGACGCACAUGAUGAGUGCCAUCGACAGGAGCUUCACGGACCAGAGCACGCUGCAGGAGGACGAGAGGCUCGGGCUCUCCUUCAUGGACGCGCACAACUACAGCAACAGGGGCGACCAGCGGAGCAGCGUGGUCAACGAGUCCAGCAGCCUGCUCGGAGGCUCUCCCCGCCGCCAGUGCGGCCGCAAAGGGUCCCCGUACCACACCGGGCAGCUGCAUCCCGCUGUGCGCGUGGCUGAUCUCCUCCAGCACAUCAACCAGAUGAAGACGGCAGAGGGCUACGGCUUCAAGCAGGAGUACGAGAGCUUCUUUGAAGGCUGGGAUGCUUCGAAGAAGAAAGACAAGACUAAAGGGAGACAGGAUCACGUGUCAACAUAUGACCGCCACCGAGUCAAGCUCCACCCGCUGCUGGGAGAUCCCAACUCGGAUUAUAUCAAUGCCAACUACAUUGACGGUUACCACAGGUCCAACCAUUUCAUAGCCACCCAAGGUCCCAAGCAGGAGAUGGUGUACGAUUUCUGGCGCAUGGUGUGGCAGGAGCACUGCUCCAGCAUCGUGAUGAUAACCAAGCUGGUGGAGGUGGGACGGGUGAAAUGCUCCAAAUAUUGGCCGGACGACUCCGAGAUGUACGGGGACAUCAAGAUCACCCUGGUGAAGUCGGAGGCGCUGGCGGAGUACGCCGUGCGGACGUUCACCCUGGAAAGGAGGGGCUACUCGGCGCGGCACGAGGUGAAGCAGUUCCACUUCACGUCGUGGCCCGAGCACGGCGUGCCCUACCACGCCACGGGGCUGCUGGCCUUCAUCCGGCGCGUGAAGGUGUCCACGCCGCCCGACGCCGGCCCCAUCGUCAUUCACUGCAGCGCCGGCACGGGCAGAACGGGCUGCUACAUCGUCCUGGACGUCAUGUUGGACAUGGCCGAGUGCGAGGGCGUCGUGGACAUCUACAACUGCGUGAAGACCCUCUGCUCGCGGAGAAUCAACAUGAUCCAGACAGAGGAGCAGUACGUCUUCAUUCACGAUGCCAUCUUGGAAGCCUGCCUGUGCGGGGAGACGAGCAUCCCGGCCAGCGAGUUCAAACCCACCUACAAGGAGAUGGUGAGGAUAGAGCCGCAGAGCAACUCCUCGCAGCUGCGGGAGGAGUUCCAGACCCUCAACUCGGUGACUCCCCACCUGGACGUGGAGGAGUGCAGCAUCGCCCUGCUGCCCCGCAACCGGGAGAAGAACCGCAGCAUGGACGUCCUGCCGCCGGACCGAUGCCUUCCCUUCCUCAUCUCCGUGGACGGAGACAGCAACAACUACAUCAACGCGGCCUUAACUGACAGCUACACCAAGAGCGCUGCCUUCAUCGUCACCCUGCACCCGCUGCAGAACACCACCACCGACUUCUGGCGGCUGGUGUACGACUACGGCUGCACCUCCAUCGUCAUGCUCAACCAGCUCAACCAGUCCAACUCCGCCUGGCCCUGUUUGCAGUACUGGCCUGAACCCGGACUCCAGCAAUAUGGCCCGAUGGAAGUAGAGUAUGUUUCGGGAGCAGCUGAUGAGGACCUCGUGUCUCGUCUCUUCCGAGUCCAGAACAUCACACGGUUGCAGGAAGGGCACCUGAUGGUCCGGCAAUUCCAGUACCUACGGUGGUCGGCUUAUCGAGACACUCCGGAUUCCAAGAAGUCCUUCCUGCACCUCCUGGCCCACGUGGAGAGGUGGCAGAAGGAGAGUGGCGACGGGAGGACAGUUGUGCACUGCUUGAAUGGGGGUGGCCGGAGCGGCACCUUCUGUGCCUCCACCAUGAUCCUGGAGAUGAUCAAGUGUCACAACAUGGUAGAUGUUUUCUAUGCUGCAAAGACCCUCCGCAACUACAAGCCAAAUAUGGUAGAGACCUUGGAACAGUAUCACUUCUGCUACGACAUAGCACUGGAAUACCUGGAGUCGCUGGAGACCAGAUAGCACCUUGCCAGGAGAGCGAAGGCAAGUGUUUGUUUAGGGUUUUGUGCCAAACAUGCAUUUUGCACGCGGACGUCGAGUUCGUGCUGAAAGCGAGGAGGGGGAAAAACAGCAAAGGACGGAACGAGAAACUAAAAUCAAAUGAGAAAUGAAAGGCAGGACAUGGGGACGUGCCGGCCAUUCCCGACCUUCAUCCUCUGCUCUCCAUCUUCCUUUCCCUCCUCUCACCCUGAGCACACGUCGGACGCGGGUUGGAUGCCAGGACUCAUCCGUCACCGCAGCGGUGUCACUUUGCCAGCCGGGACUUGGGUCACGGCCGUGGAUUCGGUGCACGGGAGAAGCCGGCCGAGGCACGCUUGGACAUCUCUGAAGCUGAAGAGGAGGCCGAGGAAGAGACAGAAGGAUCCCAAGCCCGUUUCCCAGCAAGGGUGUGAUGGAUAUUGGGAGAUGAGACGUUGUUUUUUAAUAGUAUGUGGAGUUGAAGCUGCUCUUCAGAGGAGCCCAGAAGGAUGCUGGCAGGUUUUGCCUUUGUGGGGCUGAGCUCUGAACCGGAGUAAAGACCCUAAAAGGAGCUUUCUGAAUUUUGCCUUGAUCUAAUCUUGAGUUUGAUCUUCACCCUUUAAUUUCUGCGAGUUGCCCCCUCUUUGGGUAUCCAGCCCCGGAGAGAGGGAGGCCGUGGGAUGCGAGCUUGGGAUGCAAUGCUGCUUUUCCUGAUGCUCCGAAUCCUCUCCCAAGCCUCCACGGGCCGGGGACCCCGGAGGCACCGACCUGCGGGUCCAUUUGUAUUGCUUCCCUUGGGCAUCGCUGCACAUGAGACACCUCGAGGGUGCAGAAAGCAAAGCCUCCAAAGCCCAGCGGCGCGGUGGGAGAUUUGGGUCCUUCCCUUAGGUCUCCUGGGGGCCGUUGGGCUGCCGCUUUGCUUUCGCCGUGGGUUGCAAGGCCCCUUUUGGCAGAGCGUGGUGGGGACGGGCUGACGGGGUCAGGGCUGGUGGCCGUGGGUUGCAGGUGGGUCUCCAAAGGUAGGUCCCAAGCUGGAACGUCACCCCGCCAAAAUCUAUCAGGUGGGCCUGGCCUCCUAAGUUAAAAUUGGAAUUAUUUCCUUGAAAGUCCCAGGAGAAAACCUGCUGUCAGAGGUGUCAGGAUUAUUCCCGUGAUUAGCAGGGCGCUGGGAUGAAUCCAGCCUCUUUAGAUGAACCCCAUCCUUGGCUGGAGGAGGUCAUCAGCCUUGAUGGAAGGGCUGGAGCCCAUAUGGAUAUCGGUGGGGCAACCUGGGGCUAAUCCUGGGAGCCGGCGCCGGGCUAAGCUGAGGGACACCAUGGAGGUGACCGAAGUGGUGGCUGGCGAGGAAGGGUGGAGGGACGAGCUGUUCCAAAACACACUUUUUCCAUCUGAUACCGUAGUAAUGAUGGAUUUUGGGGGGGAGAAAGCCUGGUUGCACUCGGGCUCUUGGAGUGAGCUGCGGUCGGCGUUUGCUCCCUCUGCCAACGGCCGCAGCCGGAGAGACGCAGUGUCCGCCUUGGAAAUCGGGGCACCGGCAGGACGUCGCGGCUGUCUCGUGGACCCGGCAGCACCCGUUGCGGGUCUUUUCCCAGCGGUGGAGAGCAGCCACCCAACCUUGCUCUGGACAUUGCGUGUGAUGGCCCCAUCGGUCAGCUCGCUCCUUGGGCUCACGCCGCUCCCGGCCGCCGGCGGGCAAAUCCUUGGUCCCGGGAUGCUCUCACCGGCUCUGCAAGGACUUGGGAUGGGCACGGGCUCGGAGUGAAGCUCCCCGCGGAGCACCAGUGCCCGGCUCCGGCAGCUCGGCGACGCUUUGGGACGCUUCAUCCAUCUGCCCGGACCCCGAUACCUCCUUUUGCAAAGCGGAGGUGAUGCGAGGGCAGGUUUCCAGCCCCGAGUGCCGGGACAUGGAGGAGCCCUUUCCCUGGGCAGGUGCGUUCGGAUCCGUGCUGCGAUUCGAAUAGGCUGGAUAACCCUUCGGAGGACGUCGUUUGGCUGGUCAAAUCCUGCACAAGGCCAGAGCAAAUUCCCAACCACCUGCCAUCAGGGAGCAGCUCCCCGAGAUAAAUCUCUUCCCUCUCUGCAUUUCGGGGGAUUUACUCAUAUGCAGCCACUCGAUACCGCGCUGGGAAUAAGCUCCACUUUCCCGUUGUCCGCAGCCGGUUCCUCCCCACCGCGGCGGCAGGGACGGAUCCUGGGCAGGCGUUGAGGACCCCGCUCCGGAGCCGGCGUCUCCGUGCACGGAGGAAUCAGCCGGGGCCGGUGGGUUGGGCCAAGGGUUAGUGCCGGGGCGGCCGCGAGCAGCAUCCGACCUUGUGCCUUGACUUAAGGAGCCUGGGAAAAACCGCAGCAAUCUCCGCGGGCGGCGACGGGGCCGUUGAUGGAUUUCGGUAGCGUCGAUUGAUUUUUUUUGCCCAGACCUCUGGCUUUCCCGUGUCCUCGCUGAAUAAUUCACGCCGGCCUACCAAUAACUUAUUCCAAGGGCUAUAAAACACGUUUCCGUCGGCUUCCUCUCCCGCCCCGGCGCGUGCUCCCGCCGCGGUCGUCUCCCGGCCCCGCCGGCGCCUGCAGAGCUCCCCGGUCCCCGCAGCCCUCGCGCUGCGAGAGCGGCUUUGAAUAAAUCAUCACCCUUUGCCCAAAUCCCCCCUUUUUGGAGGCCGGGCUGGGCGCGGAGGUGGGAGCGCUGCGGCCGGCACGCCGGGUCCCGCGGGAGCAGCCGCGUGGGAAGCUCCGGCAGAGGGUCCGGUGCCUCCCUGCUCCAGAAUUUGGAUUUUUUUUCUUUUUUUGGCUUGAAAAUCAACUUGGGAGGGAGAGGAGGCAUCCUGCAGGUAAAACGCUGCCAGAAAAAAAAAAAAAAAUUAAAAAAAAAAGAAAAUUUGAAACCCCAUUUAAUCCCCAUGAGAAAACAGAAGACUGGAGGAGUUGUAUAUAUGUUUUAAAAGUGAGAUUUCUUUUCUUUUUUUCUUUUUUUUUUGAUAUCUCCUUGCUGGAUGUCUCUGGGUUUUUCGAGCAUCCCUUCAGAAGGGCAGGCUUUAAAAUCAAAGUGAUAUCGAGACCAACCGAUCUUCAGCUGCUCGUGUGACAUGAAGCAAGGACAUCCUGUACAUAGAAAAAAUAUAUAUAGAAAUAUAUAUAUAAAAAUAUAAAUACCGUUCUUAAGAUGGAUAAUGUUUAUUGGUAUUACAGAUUGGAGUGGUGCUUUUCUUUUUUUUCCUUUUUAAUAAAAGCAAAAACCAAUGAAAAAAAAAAAGAAUACCCUCAAACCCAAGGAAAAAAACGCCAAAUGGGAAUGAUUUUUGUCUACAUGGAAAAGAAAAGGCUGCCAGCAUCAAAGGGACUGGUGCCGCUGGGCGUUUGCUGGGGCGAGGGGGGGGCCCACGCGGGACCGAGGGAGGGCUGGCGGAGGGGUGACGCGGCUGCUGCCGAUUGUACCACGCACAUCCCGCUGUUGUUAACUGUUUUUCUUUUUUUUAAAUUACGAUUAUUUUUUUGCUUUCUUUUAAGAAAAUCGGUUGCAUAAAUAAAUGUUCCCCAAUUCGU